AUGGGAGCUGUGGUGAAGCGAUGUUUGAGAUCCCGGAAUGCCCGGUCAGCAGCUGGAGACCAUGUGAACGGAACCUUGGGCGAGCUGGUUCUCCAGGAGGCGUUGGAGAACCUGUCAGACGUGGAGCACAUGUUCUUGGUCGUCGGCCCCUGUCCCAGCUCUGCUGCCUCCACCAGGAGGUGUCACUCCAUCUAUAAGGGCUUCGCUCAGUGUCUGAUGGCUCUGGGGGACAGCCUGACUGAGAGUGCCCAGAAGAAUGAGGAUACACAGGAGAUACACACCAUCUGCAAGUCCUGGGAUGAGUUUCAUGACUGUGCGAACGUGGCGAUGGCGGGCUGUCCUGAUGAGGCUGCUGCAGUCUGGGAGUCUCUGCGACAGGAGUCCAAGAAGAUGCAGUUUUCUGGUAACCUGUAUGACAUGUGCUCCAGUCGUAACCAACCAGCUGGCACUGCUGAUGCCCUGAGCCCACCCAACCAGGAAGAGAUUAACCAGGAGUCUCUAAAAGCACACACCCACCAUCUAGGUCCCUUCUCUCCUUUGCUCUCCUUAUGUCUGUCCCUUCUGCUGAUGUUGGCCAAGAUAUAG
Messenger RNA from Salvelinus namaycush (lake trout), 585 nucleotides. Its product is annotated as neuritin-like protein. The record is from RefSeq and is a predicted model, not a curated record. Gene Ontology annotation, biological process: neuron projection extension; nervous system development. Gene Ontology annotation, cellular component: plasma membrane. Lineage: Eukaryota; Metazoa; Chordata; Actinopteri; Salmoniformes; Salmonidae. Bases 1 to 585 code for a protein of 194 amino acids. The transcript has 4 exons.